CAGCAACCCCCUCGUUCUGUUUACUGAACUAUCACUCCUGAAAAACAGACGAGGUGGCUAAAAUCCUGUCAGGCAUUCCUUUUCCAUUUGGUUUUUAAAGAGCCUUCUAAUUCAGGGGAUCUUUUUCAUGCAAUUAUGAAGGUCUUCAUUGUACUAGCACUCUGCUGUAGUUUUUUCUCUAGCAGUGCUGUUCCUCUUGCUUUUGAGUUUUCGGACUGUGAUGACCCUCAUGUCUUUAAAGCUGUCGAUGCAGCACUGAAGAAAUACAAUGAAGACAGAGCAACGGGUAACCAAUUUGCUCUAUACGUGGUGAUGGAAGCCAAGAGAACUGCAGGUCCUGACCCACAGUAUUAUGUGAAAUACAGAAUACUUGAAAGCACUUGUGCCGCUGAGGAAAAUAAACACUGGCAACAGUGUCAUUACAAAGUAUCUGCAGAGGCUAAAACAGGAGAAUGCACAGCUCGAGUUCAUAUGAAUGAUGCUGAUAAAGCAACUAAUAUUUCACAAGAGUGCAAAAUUUUCUCAGAUGUGUCAAAGAUAAGACUUACUGAGGCUCCAUGUCUUGGAUGCUUUCACCAUAUAUCAAGUGAUGGUUCAGAAGUGUCAGAAAUUCUGAAAAGAGCCAUUCAAAAUUUUAACAAGCACAGCGGUGAACUUGCCCUUUUUAAACUUGUGGAAAUAAAAGAAGCUAAGAGACAGGUGGUAGCUGGAUGGAAUUACAUAAUUAGAUAUGAAAUUGAGGAGACUAAUUGCACCAAAGACCAGUUUCAAGAUUUAACUCCAGAAUGCAAAAUCACUUCUAGAGGUCGUGUAGCUAAAUGUGAGGCAAAAGCAUUUCAGAAUCUUCAGGCAGAGAUCGUGGAUACUGCCAGCGACUGCAAGUUUCCAGUUCAAGAAACAGUAGUUGCUGCCAUUUGCCCAGGUUGUCCAAGGGAUAUCCCAAACGACAGCCCAGAACUGAAGGAACUACUGAAGGUUUCUACGGAGAAGUAUAAUUCAGAGAGCAAUAAUGAUUUCUACUAUAAAGUUGGAGAAAUACAAUCAGCGACAGUCCAGGUGGUUGCAGGAAAAAAGUACCAAGUAAAAUUUACAGUUUGGAAGACAAACUGCUCUAAGAGUGAGUUUGAAAAACUUAAUGAAGCCUGUACAGCCACAUCAAACAGUGAAUUACUGUCGUGUGACGCGCAGAUUCACGUGAUCCCGUGGCAGGGUAAAAUCUAUCCCCAGGUGAACUGCUCUGAAUACCUGGGAGUGCUACUCUACGCCAGGCGGCCUCCUGGAUUCACACCUUUCCGGAGCACUCCUGGACUCACACCUUUCCGGAGCACUCUCGAUCUAAGCGAGGAAGUUUCACAUGCUGAUAAAAAUGAAGGAGAAAGUCAAAGCCCUAGCACGGACACGGGGAAAGACGAUGGACAGGAACCUGAAGGCAAAGAUCGCCCAGAAUCUCCCCACCCCAGAUGUCCUGGAAAACCAUGGAAACAACUUGUGGGCUUUCCAGCCCCUCCUAGUUUUCCCAGAGAAUUCACAAAUGAGGAUCUCUUGCCUUCUGCAGCAGAAAACAUCGAUCCAGCUACAGAACACGAUGAGGAAGACUUUGAUCUCACAGGUGCUGUGGGCUUUCCAGCCCCUCCUAGUUUUCCCAGAAAAUUCACAAAUGAGGAUCUCUUGCCUUCUGCAGCAGAAAACAUCGAUCCAGCUACAGAACACGAUGAGGAAGACUUUGAUCUCACAGGUGCUUUAGCAUAAUUCAAACACUGUAGGAUCCUUUUCAGAAAUGUUACAUAGAAAAUAAGAAGAAUACUGCCUUUUGAAAUGUAUAAAACACAAAGAGGCAAAAGCUCAUAUUCUGUUAACUGAAAUACUCAAGUAGGUCACCAGCACUUCUGGGGACCUAAGACCAUAUGGCAAUACUGUGUAUUUGCAUAUAUUUGCAAAUAUGUAAAUCAGUGUAACUCAUCUGCCUCAAUUUUCUAUAAGCACAAACUGAAUCACUGCGUCAAAUCUUACUGUAUUAUAUUUAAAACAAUGGCAGAAAGAAUUUUGCAGAUUACAUGAAGAAUCUCAACCAAAUAUGGGUAAAACGGAAGACAGUAUAGAACAAGAGAGUGUCUCUUAGAUAUAUGAAAUAAUUGUUCUCUAAUUUACUGGAGUGGAUCAUUUAAAGAACAAAAUAAAACAAAGUAACCUUUUUAUCUGUUCAUUUCUUUAAACAAAUCAAUAUUGCCACAAGUCUAUCACUAAUGGUUGUUGUGUUGGAUGAGAUAACAGGGACAGCUGAGAGAAUCCUAAAUAAAGCAGGUUUAUUAUUGCCUAUACAUAUUAUGUUAACUACCUAGAGAUGUACAUUGAUUGGCAGAUUUUCAUUCAGCAGAGAUGCAUGAAUACCACAGAUCAGAUGACAAAAUGAUGAACUCUUGAGACACCUAAAAUUUGUGUGCCUUCUUCGAUCAUUAGGUUGUGUGUAAUUUUGAGACUGGACUGAUUUUUCUAUUCUGGGUCUCUUCCAAAGGUUGAGUUUUUGGUGCAAUGCAUUAGCUAAAAAGCACCAACUAUUUCUUGCAAAAUAAAAUAUGUUUCCCCUCUGUA
This is a messenger RNA of Prinia subflava (tawny-flanked prinia), 2589 nucleotides long. It is a transcript of the gene KNG1, whose product is annotated as kininogen 1. Gene Ontology annotation, cellular component: blood microparticle; extracellular region. The coding region runs from base 136 to 1749 and encodes 537 amino acids. The transcript is spliced from 11 exons. Lineage: Eukaryota; Metazoa; Chordata; Aves; Passeriformes; Cisticolidae. The record is from RefSeq and is a predicted model, not a curated record. Gene Ontology annotation, biological process: negative regulation of endopeptidase activity; positive regulation of cytosolic calcium ion concentration; negative regulation of blood coagulation. Gene Ontology annotation, molecular function: cysteine-type endopeptidase inhibitor activity.